GUCUAACCCGGAACACGAGUGAGCAGUUGAGACGUUGGAACAAUUAAGAGCAAAGAAAAGGACGAGAAAUGCGAUUUUUCCAGCUUCACCUUUAAUACAGGCGAAGUGUCGGCUCGUCCUAGUGACUUAUCAGUGAGGACAAGGAGCAGCUGAACCGUCAUUGUAAACAGAAAUGAUGACAGAUGGACGACAUUGCUAAACUAUCCUGCUGAUCACAAGUGUCCAGUGUGUCGUGGUCAUUUAGCAUCUUAGUUAAUCGAGGUCUGCUAUUUUGCUGCAUGAUAGUGGACCAGGAGUGAUAAGGAGUGUAAAACUGAAGGGUGAAGUGAAGGGUUUUCGGGACUGCAGAGCCACGUCAGCUCAGAUUUUUUUUCUUUUUUUUUACCUAAUACCUACACAAGGAACACCUUUGUGCUCCUUCUUCUUGCUUCCUGGAUAGAUCCUCAGCCUCAGCCCCGCUGCUCCGAUGGUGAUGGCACCGAUGGGGAUCCGCCUGUCCCCCCUCGGCGUGUUGGUGUUCUGCCUGCUGGGGGUGGGGGUCCUCUACCACCUGUACUCCGGGGUGCUGUCCAGCCGCCUGGCCGCUUUCAGGCAGAAGAAAAAGGUGGAUUUGAGGGAACUGCUGGCUGUAUCAGUGGAGGCUGCAGUGAUAGGUGGUAGAGAGGUGAAAAAUGUGCGUGACGAGAAUAGUCUGCAGGAAAAGUCAAAGGGGAAGACGAGAGAAGGAGUCAGCGAGCUUCUGACUAUGGGUGAUCUGCAGUCUCACAGGAAGAUGUUUAACUUAAUAAAAAACACAUUCCCAGACAUCACGGUUUACAGUGAGGAACACGACAACGAGGUGGAUCAGAUAACCUGGACUCGGGAAAUUCCAACUGACAUCUUAGACAAGAUUGAUGGGGGUAAAGAGGUUGCCCCUGAGAGCAUCACUGUGUGGAUAGAUCCUCUUGAUGCAACUCAAGAGUAUACAGAAAAUCUGGUGAAGUAUGUGACUACUAUGGUGUGUGUGGCUCUGAAUGGUAAACCAGUUAUUGGUGUCGUCCACCAGCCAUUCACAGGGUUCACCGCUUGGGCGUUUGUAGGUCAGGGAUCAAAUAUGGGUUCCAGGUCCACCUACAAGGACAGCCCUCCAAAAGUGAUUGUGUCACGUUCUCACUCUGGAGAGGUUAAUAAGUUUAUACGUGAUGCUUUUGGAAACAGCACAACAAUAGUUGGAGCUGGCGGAGCAGGAUACAAGGUCCUGUCACUGUUGGAGAUGCCUUCAAGUGAAUCGGAAUCUGUAGACCAAGCAGAUGUUUAUGUCCACAUCACUUUUAUAAAGAAAUGGGACAUCUGUGCUGGUGCAGCACUUCUCAAUGCACUUGGAGGCCACAUGACCACUCUGAAGGGCGAGAACAUCGACUACAGUGGAACUCCACUCAACAAAGGGGGACUGGUAGCCAGCGUUGGUUUGAAUCAUAAGGCCAUACUGGAGAGACUACCAAACUGGGAUCCUGAAAGCCAUUGAAAAACUCAAACAAAGAGCCACUGGACACUAGGUCAUGUUGGGGAUAAGGGUGAUGUGAGGUGGCAGCCCUCCUGUCACGGAGAGCAGACUAUAAACAUAACCAGGUUUCAUCUUUGUGUGACACAAAACAUCAGCCAGUCAUAUGGAGUCGCUGUCACCAGCAUGGGCCACCGAGCAAGACUUUGAAGCAACACAGAUGACACAAUGGCUCUGAAAGUACAGUCCGCUACAUGCUACAUCUUUCAGCUUGGAGAAACGGUACAUCUUCUUUAGCUCUCACACUGCAACAUAUACCUACAGUAGACAUAAAAAGUCCUCUCCCUUCCCUCUUCUGAGGGCAAAAGGGAGAUUGUAAUGUGAAUUACUAAACUGAAGAGCACAAUGCCGAACAGCAGAGCAAAACCUUUGGACUCGCACCUUUCACCUUGCCCGUUUUUGCAUCACAUGAUCUUCCAGGAGAACACAAGACUAAGGCACAGUCAGACAUGACGGAAAACAUCAGUGGAAUCUGAAUACAGAUGAGGCCGCAGGGUGACGUCAUCUCUGCUGGGAGAUAGAUGCGUUUUUUUAAGCUCUUAUUCUAUAGAUAGUGCCAUGUUUAACACUAUUUAUGAAAUCUGAAAUGAAAAUUAGAUGAACUAGUACAUCCUCAUGCUUCCUCAAUGUCUUGUCUCAUAUCCACACCUGGAAAAUCAAGUGAUGCCGACAUGAUGAUUUUGGUUCCAGUCGCGUUUUGUCGAAUACUGGACUGCACAUUGUUGAAGAGCAUUUGCAUGGUUUGAAGUUUUUAAAUAACCUUUGUGGGCCUCUAACACGGUUUAUCCUGUUGAAAAUGUCACAGGCUUGAUGAACCUGUUUCUUCCACUGUUGUAAGUAUUUCUGUACUGUGUCUGCUACAACUCAGUCUGUCUGGACUGAAGUUGGAGUUUGCUUUUGCAGUGAAACUGUCUAAAAUCUCGUAUAAGUGUGACUUGAUUGUGUUAAAUCAUUUCAGUGUUCUGAAAAGAUACACUUGUGACAUGUUUCAUAUUCAGUUUUUUUUCACUAUACCUUGUGUUUUAACACUAAUUUGGUAAAACUGCACUGAGGUCAUUUACUCAGUUCUCUGCUACGGGCUGGACUUGCUUGGUCUCGGUCUCCUGGAGAAGCUUAGUGGAAUAAUCCAGACUGGGUGGUGGUUACGGAAAACUGUAUGAAAGCCAGUGCUCUCACAGCUUUAAGAGAUUGGGUUGGGUCUUCAUCUGCUGAAUUUAAGUUUACUGAUUUGAGUGCCUUUGGUCAGAAAAGGUUGCUAUGUCACAAAGAUGCUUAAAGACAUUAUUAUUGUUAUUCUGCAACAGUGAUAUAUAUAUUUGUUUUAUUGGAUUUAACAUGGAAGCUGUUUUGGGAUGGUUGUGUUAAUUUUGUAUCCAACCUUGGGUCUCUCCUGCUUGUGUGCUGAAAACAGAGGGGAGGGGGAAAAUCAUAAUUUGAAAAAAAAAUACUUUGUUGAGGAGCUUUACUUUGUGUAUGAUUAUUAUUUUUAAUUUUCUUCCCUGAUCCCUUGUAAGUAUCAGUUGAGUCUGAAGAUUACAAGUUAGAAGUUGUAAAACAAUCCAGGCAUUACCAGUCCUGUGUGUCCUUGUGUUCUGCUCUUCAUUCUGUGGAAAAUACAACAGUUUGCCUACAAAGUCUUCAUUUCUCUCCACAUCAAUCUCGCUGCCAACUCCAUCGAUGUAGGGGUGAGAUCAUAAUAACUUUCCCUUUCAUACACAGUCUGAUUCUUUGCAUGGAGGGCGGCAAUAAUGAGGUAGUGGUUAAUGAAUUUGAUUUCAUCAACCGCUCUGAGAAUGUCGUGUAAUGGCAGUGACUUGUAUCAAAUAUUGCCAAAUCUAAUUAAAGCAGCUGUACGUUAUCAGAAAUCCGAUCAGUUGUUUUUAAAUUAUAGCAUUGGUUAGUUUUUGGAAAGUGAAGGAUAAUUUGGCCAUUUAAUACUGAACUUCUCUUUUUUUUUAAUUUUAUUUGAACAAACACUUUUUUUUCCUUCUAACGUGGCUCAUGGAGACAUCGGCCUCAUCAUGUCGCUGCGUCUACCUCUGAAGCAAAGCUUAAUUUCCUAAGUUCUCAAACAGAUGGCAGCUGGACUUGAUGUUCCGUCCCUCAUCUGAAAGGUAUUUUCAGUUCUGGCUUGUUGAGCCAGGUGAUUGAUCAUUACUUCUUUUUUUUUAAUGACUAAUAACAGAACAGCACGAAGUGAUGAAAGUAAGUGAAAUGUACUUUUAAUCUGUUGAAAUAGAAGCAAGUUCAAUAAUGGUGAUUGUUUUUGUUUUUUUCUUUAUUUAAACUUUUACCAGCUGUCCGCUGUGUCCUUUGUUCUUUCUAUAUAUGUGAGGGAAGUAUCAUGGCUGAAGUUUUGUAUAGAUGAAUGCUGUUGUGAGAUUAAACUGACCUCUCUUGUCUGCCUUGGAGCAGCAUGUAAGGGCAGUAACAACAUGCAGGAUUUUCUUCAGUUUGGAAGUGAACUGGAUUUCAGGGAAAAUAAAAAAAAUCCUAGUGUUGAACGAAGGGUCCGAAGCAAGCUUUAAGGGUUAAUAUGUGAGGGAAAAUGUUACACCAUAAGAAGGUUUAAUAGGUUUCAGUUGGUUUGAUAAUCAACUUGUUGUACAGCUUCUGUCGGUCAUUAAUCCUGCUUCUGAUGUGAAUUUCCAAUAAAGUAUGUGUGCAUGAAGCUGCGGGCUCUUUCU
Messenger RNA from Cololabis saira (Pacific saury), 4227 nucleotides. It is a transcript of the gene bpnt2, whose product is annotated as 3'(2'), 5'-bisphosphate nucleotidase 2. The record is from RefSeq and is a predicted model, not a curated record. Gene Ontology annotation, biological process: phosphatidylinositol phosphate biosynthetic process. Gene Ontology annotation, cellular component: endomembrane system. NCBI's taxonomy places the organism in Eukaryota, Metazoa, Chordata, Actinopteri, Beloniformes, Belonidae. Gene Ontology annotation, molecular function: 3'-nucleotidase activity. Bases 467 to 1504 code for a protein of 345 amino acids. The transcript has 8 exons.